Messenger RNA from Zea mays, 2212 nucleotides. RefSeq names its product putative protein kinase superfamily protein. The transcript is spliced from 5 exons. The coding region runs from base 225 to 1703 and encodes 492 amino acids. Gene Ontology annotation, molecular function: protein kinase activity; ATP binding. The record is from RefSeq and is marked validated. Lineage: Eukaryota; Viridiplantae; Streptophyta; Magnoliopsida; Poales; Poaceae. Gene Ontology annotation, biological process: protein phosphorylation.
CGCCGCGCCUCCCUCCCUUUCCCUAAUCCCCCGCUACCGCGGCGCUUCCCCCUCCCCCGCUCCCUCCACAAUUAGGCCAGUAGCCCGCUUGCAGCUGCGGCGUCGGUCGGGAAGAGGCCUUGCUCCAGUCCCGCAGAUCGGGGGAGGCGCUCCCCCCCGCCCCCGCCUCGUCAGCUCGGCCGCUUCCCCGCCGCCGGUCCCUCCCGGAGGCGCCAGCGUCGCCGAUGAGCUGCUUCGUCUGCUUCGGGUCGGCGGCGCACGACGGGGAGUCCAGGAAGCCCCCCGCCGCGGGCGCCGGCAAAGACGUCCCGCCGGAUCGCGCGGUGGUCCGCGUCGGAUCAGACAAAUCAAGAUCACAGGGUGGACCAGAAUCUAAGAAGGACCUGAUUAUACAUAGGGAUGGGAAUAGUCAAAAUAUUGCAGCACAUACUUUCACUUUUCGUGAACUUGCUGCAGCCACUAAGAAUUUCAGGCAAGAUUGCCUUUUAGGGGAGGGAGGUUUUGGUCGUGUAUAUAAAGGACGCUUGGAGAAUGGACAGGCUGUUGCUGUGAAGCAACUUGAUCGUAAUGGCCUCCAAGGAAAUAGGGAAUUUCUGGUUGAGGUUCUCAUGCUCAGUCUCUUACAUCACACUAACCUGGUCAAUCUAAUUGGCUACUGUGCUGACGGUGACCAACGCCUUCUUGUUUAUGAGUUUAUGCCAUUGGGGUCACUAGAAGAUCAUCUGCAUGAUCUGCCACCAGAUAAAGAACCUCUAGACUGGAACACACGGAUGAAGAUAGCUGCAGGUGCAGCUAAGGGCUUAGAGUACCUUCACGACAAGACGAGUCCUCCUGUUAUUUACCGGGAUUUUAAGUCGUCAAACAUUCUUCUUGGAGAAGGAUUUCAUCCGAAGCUAUCAGACUUUGGCCUUGCAAAACUUGGCCCGGUUGGUGACAAGACCCAUGUUUCAACACGUGUGAUGGGUACAUAUGGCUACUGUGCCCCAGAAUAUGCAAUGACUGGGCAGCUCACAGUUAAAUCCGAUGUGUAUAGCUUUGGAGUCGUGUUCCUUGAACUUAUCACAGGGCGCAAAGCAAUUGACAACACCAAGACCCAAGGGGAGCAAAACCUAGUGGCAUGGGCUCGUCCACUGUUCAAGGACCGCAGGAAAUUCCCUAAAAUGGCUGAUCCAAUGCUUCAGGGCCGCUUCCCUAUGAGGGGUCUAUAUCAGGCCUUAGCUGUUGCUGCCAUGUGCUUGCAAGAGCAAGCUGCUACACGCCCUCACAUCGGGGAUGUUGUCACUGCUCUCUCAUAUCUCGCUUCUCAGGCUUAUGACCCAAACGCCCCUGUUCAACACAGCCGGAGCAACGCAUCUACCCCCAGGUCCAGAAACCCUGCUGCAUGGAACGGUGAUCAGCGCAGUGUGCGCUCGCCUAAUCAUCACCAUUCUCCAGACCCGCGGCGGAGGGACCCUGCCAGGGCAUCCAAGUAUGGAGCAGAGGUUAGCAGGACUAGCUCUGCCAGCGAUUCUGGCCGGCGGUCAGGUCUGGAUGACAUGGACCCGACCGGGUCGCAAGUGGGAAGCCCAGCUCAAACCGGAAGAAGAAGAGAAGCUCCAAGGGCCACCGACAGACAGCGCGCUGUCGGAGAGGCCAGGAUGUGGGGGGAGAACUCAAGGGAGCGAACGAAUGGCCAUGGUAGCUUCGACAGCACGCAUGAGUGAAGCCGUCAGGUUCCACUCCAGGCAUCAUUUCAGACGAACGAUGGGUUUGAGCCCACUCAUCGGCACCGGUCGGAUCUGAUCUUGGGACAUGGCGUGGUGCCGCCCGGUCCGGGUGUCUGUGAAUAAGGCUCUCUCUCUUGCCCUCAUGUGGCGAAUGCAAUUCUCCUCAUGUCCAUCCCUUCCGAAGGCGAUGCUUCCGGCGACGGGGAGCCUGAGGAGCCUCCUGUAGGAUUCAGUCAGAGGUAGACAGGUCAGUGAAGAAAAAGGAUGCGCGGAGUCACAUUGGCGAGUGUGUGUUUUUGGUGGCUAGAGCUGAGUAUUUUCAGCUGCAUGUAUCCUUUUUUGUGUAUGGGUAAGAGCAACCGUGUCAGGUUUGGCUACCUGAGAGACCUUUGAAGCUAGCCAGCUGCUGUUGCUGCUGCUUCUGCUUCUUCCUCCCCCCUUUUGGGAGUUCAGAGCUGGAAUGUAGGUAGGAUAGGCGAUGAUGUUGAGUACAGCAACUGUUUUAC